UCAGAAUUCUGAGUUAUAAAGUAGCAAUUCCGAGUUAUAAAGUCAGAAUUCUGAGUUAUAAAGUCAGAAUUCUGAGUUAUGAAGUCCCAAUUAUGAGUUAUUAAGUCGCAAUUCUGAGUUAUAAAAAAAUCUUUUGAAUUUCGACAAUUUCUCACGACAUUUCAUAUUACGUUACGAGAGUUCCUGUCGCCAGCAGCUGAACGUUUCUGCGACGCCAAGGAUGGACGAAUUAAUAAUUUUACUAAGGGAGAGAAACAUCCCUGAAACAACUAUCAAACGACUGGAGGAAGACAAGAUUGAUGUCAGUGUCCUACUGUUAAUGACUGAUGAUCAGAUGAGAAGCUAUUUUCCUUCAUAUGGAGACAGACUGGCCGUGAUGGGAUUUUGUAGGAGGCAAGAAAGAGAACCAACUUGCAGGAAGUCAAAGCUGUUUGAGCGCCUCAAAUCAAAACUGACCAAAAGACAAAAACCUGACAAUUCACAAACAGAAACCCAAAAUACUACAAAAAAACAUUCUCAGCGUACUGUAAGAAAAAUUGAAAUGGGGUGGAUGCACCAUGAUGGUCAGGGCUUUGUUCAAAUGAGAGCAAAAAAAGGAGGGGGAACAAGGAAGUUGAGUGUUCCAAAAGAAUGGAAAAGGGAAGAGCUGAUUGAGGAGGCAAUUCGUCUGUUUUUUCCAAAUGGAAAAAAUUCUCAUGGGAGUAUUUCUGAGUUUAAAUUGGAUCUAACAAAUUAUCAGGAAGUGUCACUAGAUGCAGAAUCUACAGUGGGGGAAAUGUAUAAUGCAUCCAAACUCACAAUGAUGAGGUUCUACUUGACAACAAAAAAGGUGGAGAGGGAAGUGGAAACAGAAAGUGAAGAGGAAAUGUCAGAUCAAAUGGAGAACUUUCACAGUAAUAACCAGGAUCAAAGCCUUCCCUCUACUUCCAGUGGGAUGAAUGACUUCUUUCCUUCAGAGAUGGAUGUAAUUUAUGUAGAUAGUCCGGUUAAUGACACUGCAUCUCCCUUUCAUUCCACAGAGGAUCAUAUUGCAGAUGAUGACCUGAAUGUAUCUUUUCAAAGUUCUUUAGUGACCUUGCCAGAUUACUUAGAUUCAAGCAAUGUAGUAACAGUACUCACUGGUGACAUCAUUGGAAUAGAUGAACAAAACUUAGAUGACACUUUGCCGCUGAGCCCAGAACCCAUUGCUCCACAGAAAAAAAUCCUUGUUGUUCAUCGUGGACAAAUAUUUUCAGAGCUCAUUGCCCAUUUCUGUGAUGAAACCCUUAUUCAUACACAGAGUGAAGUAGAAGUGAAGCUGCUGCUCCCAAAUGGACAGUUUGAGAUGGGUCAUGAUGUUGGUGGAGUGUUUAGGGAUUGCCUAUCAGAGUUCUGGCAGGAAUUUUAUGAUCAGUGCACAUUGGGGAACAAUUUUAAAGUUCCCUUUCUUCGACAUGACUUUGGCAAAGAAAAGUGGGAAAGUGUGGCCCGAAUAAUUUUGUUCGGCUGGAAGAAAGAGAAAUAUCUCCCAAUAAAACUUGCACCUGUCAUCCUCCAGCAAGCAAUACAGGGAUCUGUGAAAAGUGAUCUGAUUGAGAACUUUUUGAAGUAUGUCUCAGAAAACGAGUGUGCUUUGUUAGAAAGCUGCAGAAAAGACUUCUGUAGUGCAGACCAGGAGGAAUUGCUUGAGACCUUAGACAACUACAGUUGUCGAAGAAUUCCAACAAAUGAAAACUUCAAGCAAAUUUUGGAAGAACUGGCUCACAAAACUCUCAUUCAAGAGCCUGCUUAUGUUCUUGAACAGUGGGCAUGCAUACUUGGACCUCUGAGGAAGGACCUUGAGGAAAUUGAAGAUGUGUACUGUGCAUUACAACCAACAGUGAGGAAAAUUGUGCAAUCUCUCAAAUUUCCUGAAACAAUGAAUGUACAGCAAAAGGACAUUUCAAAGCACUUGACAACUUACUUGAGGGAGUGUGAUGCAAAACGGCAGUCUCUGUUUCUUCGAUUCUGUACUGGAUCAGAUUUGUUUAUAGGCAAAGCUAUAACAGUUGAUUUCACAGACCUUAAAGGGUUUGAGAGAAGACCAGUGGCGCACACAUGUGGCUGUUUUCUGAGGCUUUCAGUGCACUAUGACAACUACCCUGAUUUCAGAUCUGAAAUGAACAAAGUCCUUGAAAGCAACAUCUGGGUCAUGGACAUAGUUUAGUGGAUUUAGUCGGAACUGAGUUGUGGCCAGCUCCUAUGCAAGCUAUUGUUUUCUGUCAUUCUUAUUACACUUCAUACAGUUAAUUCACACUGUAUACAGAAAGUAAAUCAUUCCCUUUAAUUUUGCACUUACAUAUUGCUGGUUACAUUGAAUGCAGACCAACCUUUAUUAUUUUUGAUGAUUGAGUUUUUUUUUUUUUUUUGAUGAUUGAGAUUUGAUUAAAAAAAAAUAGGUGCAACCAAAUGUUUGAGUUAAAUCAUUAAAUUGUUAAUUUCAACUGUUCAGUCAAAUAGGCUUGGAACUGUCCAAAUGUUUUAAUGGUUCCUUUUUCAUACAUGUACACGCUCUACCAUUAUUUGACAAGUUCAUAAAGUAAAACAAUCACUUUAAUUGUUCAUUGAAUGUUGCCCCUAAAUAGUGAAAGUUUUCUUCAUAGUUACAAACAACUGUUUACAUUUAAUUGUACAAGUUGCAUCUACCCUGACAUAAAUGUCUGAAUGAUUAUGUGUUCCUAAAGAGAUAGUUCACUAAAAAAAUGAAAAUGUUCUCACUUUUUACUCACCCCUCAAGUGUUUACAAGCCUCUAUGGAUUUAUUUCUUUGGUUGAACACAAAAGAAGAUAGUUUGAAGAAAGCUGCAAACCUGUAUCCAUUGACUUCCAUAAAAGAAAAUACAAAUACUAUGAAAGUCAGUGGUUACAGGUUUUCAGCUUUCUUCAACAGAAGAAAGAAACAAGCAAGGAGUGAGGAAAUUGACAAGUUCAUUUUUGGGUGAACUAUCCUUUUAAGUUUGUGUUUCUAUACAGUUGGGUGUUGCAUUAUUGCAACAAUACAUAACAAUUUUAUAACAUUGUUUUAUUGAAAUAGUUUUAAUGUGGUUUGUUUUAUUUUUUCUUGUACCACAUUGUAAUGUUAAGUACUCAUACAUUAAACAACACAACCUCCA
Danio rerio (zebrafish) is the source of this 3130-nucleotide messenger RNA. Lineage: Eukaryota; Metazoa; Chordata; Actinopteri; Cypriniformes; Danionidae. The record is from RefSeq and is a predicted model, not a curated record.